Messenger RNA from Durusdinium trenchii, 1440 nucleotides. The record is from the annotation of a GenBank genome assembly. NCBI's taxonomy places the organism in Eukaryota, Dinophyceae, Suessiales, Symbiodiniaceae.
AUGCAGGCAAACAAGGCACCUCAGAUAGCUUCACUCUAUGUGGGUGACCUUCAUCCUGAUGUUACUGAAGCCAUGCUGUAUGAGCUUUUCAAUCGCAUUGGCCCAGUAGCGUCCAUACGUGUUUGCCGGGACAAAAUCAAUCGAAAGUCGUUGGGCUAUGGCUAUGUGAAUUUUCACAACUUCAGUGAUGCAGAGACUGCUCUGGAUACCUUGAGUUACACAAAUAUUCAUGGCCGAAGCUGUCGCUUGAUGUGGAGCCAGCGAGAUACUGGAUCUAGAAAGACCAGCAACAGCAAUGUCUAUGUCGCAAACCUGGACAAGAACAUCGACAACAAGGCUCUUCAUGAUACCUUCAGUGUUUUCGGCGACAUUUGUUCCUGCAAGGUGGCGGCAGAUAGACUGGGAAAUUCAUAUGGCUAUGGCUUCGUGCACUUUGAAACCGCGGAGGCGGCUCAAGAUGCCAUCACCAAGCUAAACAAUAUGGAAGUCGGCGGAAAGCGUAUCCAGGUUUGUUUGUGCGAGAAUCGCAAGGAUGCCCAAAAUUCCAACGGGGCAUCUGACUUUACCAACCUCUAUGUGAAAUGCUUUCCAGAGCAUUGGACUGAGGAGACCUUGCGAGAAGAAUUCGGCACGUUUGGCUCAUUGACAGGGGUUGCAGUGAGAACAGACGGCCAAGGGCGCAGGUGUGCGUUUGUCAACUUUGAGCAUCAUCAGGAUGCGAAAGAAUGUGUGAAGGUGAUGCACAUGAAAGACAUGAGGAGUCCUGAUGAGCACUCCCAGGACGAAGAAGUAGGAACCGAUGGUCACCCAUUGACAAGACUCUAUGUGCAACGUGCCCAACCAAAGGCGGAGCGUGAACGCAUGCUGAAGAGCCAGUAUGCAUACGACGCAGCCAUAAAGAACAAAAAGUCAAUCAGCUUGUAUAUAAAGGGUCUACAGGAGAACGUCAGGGACGAGAGCUUGCGCUCGAUGUUUGAACCAUUCGGGCAAGUCCUCUCCGCAACAGCACCUGUAGAUUCCAACGGGAACUGCCGGGGCUUUGGCUUUGUAAACUAUGCCACUGUGGAGGAGGCUACUAAGGCUGUCUCCCAGAUGCACUUGAAGGUCAUCGACGGCAGGGCAAUCCACGUCGACUUAGCUGAGAGCAAGCAGGAUCGCGAGGCGCGACAAGCUCGAGCACACCAGCGCUUCGCGCCACCAAUGCGACCAAUGAUGGGCAUGGCAAAUCGGGGAAAGUUCCCCAUGGGCCCCACUAUGGGUCCAAUGGGUAUGAACAAACCUGGACCUUGCGGCAUGCCAAACUUUGCCAAUCCCGUAUCGUUUCCUGGGCGUCCGACCCGGCAGCUGCACUACAAAAUUUGUUUUGGUUUGUUGACCCAACUAUCCCGCCAUUUUUCAGCCUGCAAUCCUCAGGCAUACGGUAUAUAUAUAUAUGUAUAA